Molecule: messenger RNA, 522 nt
Organism: Lactuca virosa
Lineage: Eukaryota; Viridiplantae; Streptophyta; Magnoliopsida; Asterales; Asteraceae
Source: the annotation of a GenBank genome assembly
AUGACUCGCAUAACGGAUUCCAACCAUAAAUCGUCGUCGACGACCAUCAAGUUUCUCUAUAGCUACGGCGGCAAGAUUCAGCCACGUAAGAUAGACGGCAAGCUUCGUUACGUCGGCGGCCAUACCAGAGUUCUCGCCGUCGACCGUUUUGUCACGUACACAGAGCUGAUUGUUAAGUUCUGGGAGGCGUGUGGAUUUUCCGUCAAGUUGAAGUGUAAGCUGCCGACCGAAGAUCUCGACGUGUUGGUGUCUAUUACUGGCGAUGAGGAUCUCGCAGCUGUAUUAGAGGAGUACGAUCGAGUUUCUCCAGAUGUGAAGAUCAGAGCUGUUCUUUUCCCCAUCGAUUCGUUGAAGACAAUUUCUCCUGUUUCAUCUGCUGCUUCGCUUGUCGAUUUUCCUGUCGCAAAACCGCUGCGGGAUCCAGUUGUGGUCAAUUAUAACGCAAUUACGCAACAACGUCCGUUCUCAGCCUUCAAGUUCCAUGGUUUUCCAGUUGCUAACCCUCCGUUUGUCGGUAGAUAA